Eleginops maclovinus (Patagonian blennie) is the source of this 474-nucleotide messenger RNA. It is a transcript of the gene ompb, whose product is annotated as olfactory marker protein b. The record is from RefSeq and is a predicted model, not a curated record. Bases 1 to 474 code for a protein of 157 amino acids. Gene Ontology annotation, biological process: sensory perception of smell; signal transduction. Lineage: Eukaryota; Metazoa; Chordata; Actinopteri; Perciformes; Eleginopidae. The transcript has a single exon.
AUGUCUUCAGAGUUGGAGCUGCCUUUCCGGCCGGACACGGAGCUGACGGAGGUGAUGCGUCUGCGGGUUCAGUCUCUGCAGCAGCGAGGCCAGAAGAGGCAGGACGGCGAGCGCCUGCUGCUGCCUCACGAGGCGGUGUACCGACUGGACUUCACCGAACAAUCCCUCCGGUUCUCUCAUUGGUCGGUGCAACUGGUCGAUACCGGACGCCUCACCAUCACCGCCACCUCGCAGCUCUGGACCCCGGAUCUCACCCACCUGAUGACGCGGCAGCUGCUGGAGCCCGCCGGGGUUUUCUGGAGGGGAACCAAGGACGACAGCGUCCAGUGCUACGAGGCCGACGCGUACGAGUUUGGUGAGAGAAUCGCAGAGAUGGCGAAGGUAAGGAAGGUGAUGUACUUCCUGUUUGCCUUCGCAGAGGGAUGCACCCCUGAGACUGUCAACUGCUCCAUCAACUUCACAACGGACCGCUGA